AUGCCAGCAGCAGGACACACGUGCCCUCUGUCACCUGCUGUGGGCACUGUGCCUGGGUCCCUGCGGGGUUUUCAGCCCCGUGGUCUCUCCGUAGCCGGGACCGUGCUCCCCGCUGGCUCCACACUCGUCAACAGCUGCAGCAGCGGGGCCCAGCAGCUCUGUGACUUCAGCUGCCACUGCAGCGACUGCUCCGACGAGAACCAGUGCGGGUACCUGAGGGCCUCCUCAGUGCUGGGCACCCCCUUCAGCUGUGAUUUCGAGGAAGGUGACUGUGGCUGGCAGGACGUGAGCACCUCGGCUUUCAGAUGGGUGCGGGGCUGGGCCAGCCUGGCCUCCUGGGGCACAGGCCCCCACUCAGACCACACCAUGGGCACUGACCUGGGGUGGUUCAUGCUGACCGUGUCCCCCCCGGCGAAGACCACGGCCACAGCCUGGCUCAGGUCACCGGUGAUGCGGGAAGCAGCCGCCACGUGCCAGAUCAGGGCCUGGUACCACCUCUCAGGAAGCGGUGAGAGUGCCCAUGGGCUCAACCAGACAGAGCAGCCGGUGCUGCGCCUGGCCAUGGCACACGGGGACGAGGUGGUGGGGCUGUGGCAGAGCCCUGAGCACGGAGCUGAGGGCUGGCACCAGCUGGUGGCAUACCCAGGCCGGGUUGCAGGGCAGUUCCAGCUCCUCUUCUCCCUGACACAACCACCUGCCUGCGGGGCACAGCUGGCACUGGACGACAUCAUCUUCAGCAACUGUGGCUUUCAGGAGGCUGGGCAGCAGGAGUGUGGGGCAGAGGAGAGGCGCUGCAGCCGGGGCUCCUGCCUGGCACAGCACCGCUUCUGCGACGGCACCGACGACUGCGGCGACGGCUCGGACGAGAAUGCAACGCUGUGCCAGUCCUUCAACCACUGCUCCUUUGAGCAAAAUCUCUGCAGCUGGCAGGUGGAGGAGGGGCAGCCCAAGUGGGACAGGAACACGAGCCUGGACCUGGGGACAGCAUCCAGCAUCCCCAGCCGGGACCACAGCAGCAACAGCAGGACAGGUUUCUUCCUCCACGUGGGCAGCAGCUCAGCCGAGGGGGCUGGCAGCACAGCCAGGCUCAGCAGUGCCACCUUCCAGGCCACCAACUCCUGCUCUCUCGUGCUGUAUUGUCACCUCCAUGGCUCAGCCACCAGCAACCUCAGCAUCUCCUACGUGAUCAAUGCCACCAGCCACCUGGUGAGGGAGAGGACAGGGGACCUGGGCAGCUGCUGGGUCCGGGAGAGAGUGAACUUCAACGUGUCAGAGAGCUUCAAGGUGCUGAUUGAGGGGGUGGCCGGCAGCGGGGGCACCGUGGCCAUCGAUGACCUGAUCCUGUCUCCGGGCUGUGUGCAGGACAAGGGUCCCGCUGUGACGGCGCUGCCGAGCCGGGCACGGGCCAGCCCCUGCGUGCCCGGGGCCGUGCCGUGCCACAGCGGCGGCUGCAUCGCCGCCGAGCUCGCCUGCGACUUCAACGAGACGUGCGGCGACGGCUCUGACGAGCAGCUCUGCGGAACAACCAGCUUCGAGGAGGGCAGCGGGGGCUGGCACGACGUCAGCGUGGGGCGGCUGCGCUGGGGCGUGCAGAGGGGCACCCAGCCCACCCACACCCUGCUCACAGGGGCUUUCCUGGCACUCCAGGCAGGAGAAGGCCAAAUGGUGGCUGCUGCAAAGGCACGGACAGCGCUUCUGGGCCCCUCAGGCCCUGCCUGUGCCAUGGAGAUGAGCUACAGCAUCCACAGCAGCCCCCAAGGCUUCCUCGCCGUCAGCGUGGUGGAUCACAGCGCUGGCACCAGCCAGCUGGCCUGGCACACGCAGGGGGACGGUGGCACAGCCGGGGGCCGUGUCCGCGUCCCGCUGGGAGAGAGGACCCGACCCUUCCAGGUCGAGCUGCUGGGGCUGGUGGAUCUGCAGGACUCGGCCAGUGCCGCCGUCGACAACGUGACGUUUGUGCAGUGUCGGCUGGACGUGGUGCCAACGGGGGCUGCGGAGCUGUCCUGCAACUUCGAGAGGGACCUGUGUGGCUGGUACCAGGAUCAGUCCAGUGACUUCAAAUGGGUCCGUGGCACAGGACAGGGACAGGGGUCUGACCACACCACAGGCUCAGGCUACUUCCUGGCUGUGGACCCCUCUGCGCCGUGGAGCCGUGGGCAGCGGGCACAGCUCAUCACCUACAGCCAGGAGCCCUCCUCUGCCCCUCGCUGCCUCUCCUUCUGGUACCGCCUGGCCGGGCCACAGAUCGGCACCCUGAACCUCAAGCUGAAGCUGGAGGGCGAGCAGGAGACGCUGCUGUGGACGCGGCGUGGGACACGGGGCAGCGUGUGGCACCGGGGCUGGGCCACGCUCCCCGCCACGGGCCAGCGGCGGUUCCGGGUGUCCUUCGAGGCGCUGCGGGACGGCUUCCGGGGGGACAUGGCGCUGGACGACGUGGCCCUGAGGGCCGGGCCCUGCGGGGCAGAGCUCUCCUGCUCCUUCGAGGCGGGCACCUGCGGGCUGGCACCCAGCGAGCCCCAGAGCUGGCAGCGGCAGAGCAACGGCACCGGCACCGCGGCCGGGCCCGCGGCCGACCACAGCACCGGCACUGCCGCAGGGCAUUACAUGGUGGUGAGCACGAGCAGGGGCUCUCUGCCCACGGGGCAUGUGGUUGCCCUCACCUCCCAGCCCUACCAGCCCACAGUGCCCACACAGUGCCUGUCUUUCUGGUACCAGCUGAGCUCCGGGACCCCAGGCUCCCUGGGGGUGUUUGUGGAGCAGAGCGGGGUGCGGAGGAAGGUGAUGGGCAUCAGUGCAGUGGAGGGGGACGUGUGGCACCGUGGGCACGUCACCGUGCAGCCGGAUGGGGACUGGCAGGCUGUAUUUGAGGCGGUGGGAGCAGGGGGUGACCAAGGGUACAUCGCCCUGGACGACCUGGAUGUGUCAGAUGGGGUCUGUCCUGAGCCUGCAUCCUGUGACUUCGAGCGGGACAUGUGUGGCUGGAGCAGCCCCACGGCCCCCCAACAGCACAGCUUUGCCUGGGGCUGGAAGAGUGGAGAGCCCCUUGCCAAGUACCCUGGCCCUGAGCAGGAUCACACCCUGGGCACGAGGAAUGGUCACUAUGUGCACUUUGACACCAGCGUGCUGGGCCUGGGGGGCACCUCUGCCUGGCUGGAGAGCCAACCCCUGCCCGCUGUGCCCGCCGCCUGCCUGACCUUCUGGUACCACCUGGACAUCCCUGAGCACCUCUCCUGCGGGGAGCUGCGGGUGCUGCUGCAGGGCACAGCGGGGCAGCGCACGGUGUGGAGCGUGGCUGGGCACCGCAGCCGGGGCUGGCAGGAGGCCGCGGUGCCAGUGCACAGCCCCAGCGAGUUCCAGAUUGUCUUUGAGGUGACGACGCGGCGGUGGCCGAUGGAGGGGACGGUGGCACUGGAUGACAUCGCGUUCCGUGCCAGCGGCAGCUGCCAGUCCGACCCACAGGCACCGGGGCAAGGAAAAUCCUCGGGCAGCUUUGUGGCAGAGGUGGUGCUCGGCCUGCUCCUGGGCAUCCUGGUGCUGGCGCUGGCGGCUGCCGGGGGGUGGCUGUGCCUGAAGCGGCGAGGGCUGCCCAGGGGGGUGCCAACGGGCAGCAGCGCUCCCCAGGGCUUUGACAACAUCACCUUCCGAGAUGACAAGGUCAUUAUACCUUCGGUGGCAAAAGAGGGGGAUGAGGACUGAAAGCAGAGGCCAGCGCCAGGAAAGUGCCUACUGAUGCCAGGCAGGCCGUGAGCAGGGCACGGCAUCCUCCAGCACCACCCCACUCACACUCCAGCG
Molecule: messenger RNA, 3792 nt
Organism: Colius striatus (speckled mousebird)
Lineage: Eukaryota; Metazoa; Chordata; Aves; Coliiformes; Coliidae
Gene: MAMDC4
Product: MAM domain containing 4
Exons: 28
Coding region: 1-3696 (1231 amino acids)
Biological process (GO): nervous system development
Cellular component (GO): membrane
Molecular function (GO): protein binding
Source: RefSeq, a predicted model, not a curated record